Molecule: messenger RNA, 1947 nt
Organism: Seminavis robusta
Lineage: Eukaryota; Bacillariophyta; Bacillariophyceae; Naviculales; Naviculaceae
Source: the annotation of a GenBank genome assembly
CAACCUCUCCGCUUUCUCGCUUCCGGGGGAGCAUGUUUGUGACAGUCAAAGAUGGCACGAGGGCAUUAUUAUUGUUGGAACAGAUCUUUCUCACUGGAUUGCCAGGUGCCAGAGUACAACAACUGGUACCUUCCUGCUUUGGAUCUGUUGUUGCCAUUGGAACAGAAACUCUAGUAGCUAGCUAGUAAUAGCUGCCACAGUGUACCUUCUUCCUUUGGAUCUGUUGUUGUUGCCAUGUGUUCACCCUCCAUGCCUCCUGUCAAAGCCGAUCGGCAAUGGGUGCUGCCAUCCGAUCGAGCCCAAACGACAGCGUUGGUCUGCCGGUGUCUCUUGAUGGUCUGUAUAGCCGUGGGAGGAUCGCUCCAUCUCCAGGCAAAACAAGAACCAGACGACAGGACACCAGAACAAAUAGAAGACGACGAAACCCUCUGGCGCUAUACCGUAGCGAUGACCACCUUUCUUCUCGCCAUUCUCUAUGGAUCCCAAGGACCCCGAUGGUCCUUCUUUUAUCGGAUAUUCGGAAUGGGACGGCCUCCACGACACUAUUACCGCAAAACCUACAUCAAACGGGGCUACGAACCCGUCGCCCAAGCGUUUGCGUCAACGCUGGCCGAAGGACGUGAAACGGGCAUGCAAUUCGCUGCGUAUGUCCAGGGCGAACUCGUUGUCGAUUUGGUCGGCAGUAUGGUCGAACGACAGGGACGCGAUUAUACCGUCAAUUAUGAUACCGUAGGACAUUUACUCUACGAUUCCGAUACCUACUCGACCAUUUGGUCGUCCAGCAAGGUCAUUACCAGCAUUCUCAUGGCGUGGUUGGUCGAUCAAGGCCACCUCGAUUAUCAAGCCAAGAUUGUCGAGUAUUGGCCCGAAUUCACCGGGGGUGGCAAGGAACAUGUCACUGUGGAACAAUUGCUCAAACACAAUGCCGGACUGGCAAUUGCACCACCCUUUGUCAUGGAACUGGAACAUUUGUUCCCCGAAAACUUACCCAAUGGCAAUGCCUCACAAGUAUUGGAGAGCAUGACGUGUUGGAAACCACCCCAAUGGACCAAAUGGUUGUCGUAUCAUGGCAUUACCCGAGGAUGGAUCUUGAAUGAAAUUGCUCGACGAGUGGAUCCCCAAAAGAGAACGUUGGGUGUCAUACUAAGAGAAGAGUUUACGGAAAAAUUGAACAUUAGCUCCGAAUGCUACCUGGGAUUGCCCGAAAAGUUGAACGACCCCGAUCGAAACCCCAAGUUACGCUUGAUGGAUCCCUGUCCUCCGUAUCUGUGGGUCAUUUGCAACAAACUGUGUCAACUCUUACGGAUACCGUCGACCGUCCAAUGGAGAUUCUAUCUCAUUCACACGGCAUGUGUCACGUACGCGAAACUCCACUGGAUGCCGGCGACGGAUUUUGUCAAUCCAAAAUUCAUUGGGGGAUACCAGAUGACGUCGGAUCCAGACUUUCGAAGAGGAGAAACACCCUCGGCCAACGUGCAAGCCACGGCACGGGCGGUGGCUACCAUUGCCAAUGCCAUGGCCACUCGAAAUCCAAACAUUUUCAAAGCGGGAAACGAAACAACAACCAAGGCGGGCCUCAAUGAAGAAUCGCGACAUUUAAUGCCCAUGAUUCUGGAUAUUGACCACUGGGCCAAGGCGACCUUUAACGAUGGUGGUUUUUGUGUAUUGGCACCACCUGCCCCCGACAAUCCCGACAAAUUGGUCAAGACGCACAUUCCAUCUCUACCGGGGUUCUCCUAUGCAUGGGGAUGGUUUGGGUUUAAUGGUAGUCUGACGGCCUUUCAUCCCGAGGGAGAUUUUGCCGUGGUCUUUCAACCCACAGCCUUUAACGAUUUGGAUCCGACAGCGCGUGUCGAGAAAAUGACACGGGCGUUGCGGGAAUGUGGACGUCGAUUGCAUGGUGAUGAUUGGGGGGAAUACCAUGACGCGAGUGUUCCAAUGUACUAG